AGUUUGUACAGUUUUCAUUGCUUUACAAGAAUAUGGGUAAGACAACAUCUCAUUGUACUACAUUACCGAAUCUCGACUCUUCCUCUUACAUCAAUACCGAUUAAAGACCAAGAACAUGGUGACACCCAUAUCUCGGUAAUCAGAAGGUAUUAACCCAAACCCAAUACAGAUAUAGAUCCGUCGCGAGAAGCUCUACAAAACCUGAUAUAUAGCUUUCUGCUUCAACAUAAUUUUGAAAACCGGCAGGGUCCUUUAAGGCACUGCUCACACCUCCCUUCGGUCGGCGUUCGUACCCACAAUAAGAUAAAACGCUUUCUGCUUUCUGUAUUAAUCCGGUGAUGUAUUGUUGCAUUCCUUCAUUCCUGCCUUUCUGUAUUCCUGCCAGCCUGUAUUCCUGUUUUUCUCAGUACUAUACCAAGUUAGAAAUCAUCGGACAACAAAAGUUCGCUUGAAUUUCACAUCAUAUCGCGAUGUUCGAAACAUUUUAGAUCCUGGCUGCCCGCGUUUGUGCAUACAAUUAAAUCAUACAGAAUACGCGGUAAACAUAUAUCCGACACAGGUCCGUUAACCAAACAGGAGCUGUUGGAGGCACGUACAGUAGAAAAUAUUGAUGUUUUCGAAGCAAUUCAGUCGGAUGAGGCAACAGCAAGUGAACAUAAUGUUCAGUCCGUGUCAGCUGGUGGUGCAGAAACAUCGAUGCUUUCUAACGUCGAAGAAUAG
Didymodactylos carnosus is the source of this 720-nucleotide messenger RNA. The record is from the annotation of a GenBank genome assembly. NCBI's taxonomy places the organism in Eukaryota, Metazoa, Rotifera, Eurotatoria, Philodinida, Philodinidae.